AUGAAUCAAUUUUGCCAAAUUAUGUUUCGAUUCAAUCCCAGACGAAAGAUUCAACGCCACAUUUCAAUCAUUAGACGAUGCAUUCUCCGUAUAUGGGAUCACCUUCUCAUUUGUUCAUUAGGGAAGCCUGUUCGCUAUCGCCGCAUGCUGUCACACCAGUCUCUAGCUACCGACGAGACAAUGCCGAGCGCAACACCACCACCGACAUGUCAUAACCAUCACGAUAAUGAUUCUGACUUGGUAGCUUUAAAGAUUAGCCUCUUAGGUGAUUGUCAGAUUGGAAAGACAAGUUUUCUGGAAAAGUAUGUGGGAAAUGAGAAAGAUGAGGGAGUGAAGCAUAACAACGGUUUGAAAUUGAUGAAAAAAACAUUGAUGGUUAAGGAUGCACGUAUUUCUUAUAGUCUCUGGGAACUAGACGGCGAUGAAGGAUUGGAGCAGCAAAUUCCGGUGGCUUGCAAGGGAUCUGUGGCUAUUUUGAUCAUGUUUGAUCUAACUAGUCGGGUCACUUUAAACAGUGUUAUAAGGUGGUACCAAGAAGCAAGGAGAUGGAAUCAGACCGCAGUUCCUGUUAUAAUAGGAACCAAGUUUGAUGAUUUUAUCCAGCUCCCGAUAGAUCUACAAUGGACAAUUGCAAGCCAGGCAAGAGCAUAUGCCAAGGUUCUAAAUGCAACUCUCUUCUUUUCAAGUGCGACCUAUAACAUCAAUGUGAACAAGAUUUUCAAAUUCAUCACAGCAAAGCUCUUUGACCUGCCCUGGACCUUGGAGCGCAAUCUCACCAUUGGAGAACCUAUUAUUGAUUUCUAA
This is a messenger RNA of Populus nigra (black poplar), 804 nucleotides long. RefSeq names its product septum-promoting GTP-binding protein 1-like. The transcript has 6 exons. The record is from RefSeq and is a predicted model, not a curated record. NCBI's taxonomy places the organism in Eukaryota, Viridiplantae, Streptophyta, Magnoliopsida, Malpighiales, Salicaceae. The coding region runs from base 1 to 804 and encodes 267 amino acids. Gene Ontology annotation, molecular function: GTP binding; GTPase activity.